Messenger RNA from Plectropomus leopardus (leopard coralgrouper), 12429 nucleotides. It is a transcript of the gene wnk1b, whose product is annotated as WNK lysine deficient protein kinase 1b. The record is from RefSeq and is a predicted model, not a curated record. Lineage: Eukaryota; Metazoa; Chordata; Actinopteri; Perciformes; Serranidae. Gene Ontology annotation, molecular function: protein serine/threonine kinase activity; ATP binding. Gene Ontology annotation, biological process: protein phosphorylation.
AAGAGCAGAGAGCAGACGGAGCCGCCGUCCUAUGGCUUGAAAACAGGGAAUAACUGUGGAUCACAGCGGAUUUAUUGCACCACACAAGCCAAGAGGAGCGAAGCAGUGGCCACAGGAGCGGACUGGAUGUUGAUGCGGAUGAGGAUAAAGCAUCUUUGAGUGAAACAGUGACCGUUUUGGUUGCAGAGACCCGGACACAGACAACACAGAGACAGACAGAAAGAAGUACCAGAGCCGCCGCGACAACAGCGAGCGAACUUGGCUUCUCUGCCCGGUGGGAGGUGUCUGUCUGUCGGCUGCUACUCAUACCGCUCACCGCUACGCUGUUCGGACCUUUUUGAGAAGGAUAACGUUAAGUUAUUUUUUUUGUAAAUAGCGUCUUUUUUCGGGGUUUUCGGCAACCAACUGUGGCUUUAAUGUGACGCACUAUACUGACAUUUGUGCUGUGUCGAAGCGGACCCCCACUGCAGAGGAGUUAAGGGCUUUUAAAUCAAGUUUUACCUUUAUUUUUCUGCGGUGCCAUCACAACCAACACCAAUGUAAUAGGGACAAGGGCUGAAGCAGAUCAAGCCGGGCCAGGCUAGGCCAGGCUAGGCCUACCUAGCCUUCUGUCUGGCCUUACCAGAAAGUCCAGCGACCUCUCCAGGGUGUCCAAUCCUCAACAAGCAGGACUGCUCUUACAAAAACUUCACCAAACCUCCAAGUCAAGCUGUAACAGACUGGAUUCCAAACAUAUUUUGCUUUAUCAGCCUGCGGGAGGCCACACUGGUCUGUUAUAUCUCCAGUCUUUCCAUGUCGUGGAUGUCCCUCUCUGGAUGUUGGCAACAGGAUGGAUUCGGGUGUUAAUUUGACGGUUGUCACCACAUUGCAGUGCUUGCACCCCCCCUCUAUUGACUGGCUUUCGUCCCCUCCCUCCCCAAUCUUUGAGCGAAAGCCCCUGCCUCUCUCUUGGGGCUUCCCUGAGCCCUGUACAGAAGGGCCUUGUAGGAACUGUAGGUUGUCUUGUUGAAACAGUUGACAUUGUGAAGCGGCGGAAGAGUUACUUAUCCCUUUUCUUUUUCCUGGAGUUUCAUCGGCGGCUGGAGAGCUUUUCGUGUGAAAAAAAAGCUUGCUAGUAGAAAUUGUUGCCCACAUACAUAACAAGUCCUUAUUUAUACGUACAGAAUUAAUUUUUGUGGUCAAAGCCUUGUGGAAGAAUGUCCGAAAGCAACGGCAAAGCGGUGAAAUUCAUUGCCCCGGCCCCCCCUCCUCCCUCUGCCUCUCCCUGUCCAUCACCCCAGUCCCCCCCUAAGAAUGUGAACGGCUCUGCUAGUUCAGACUCGCAUGUUGUGGAGAGGCUCAGCGGACACCCUGAGGUCCAACGUCGGCGCCACACCAUGGAUAGAGACUCUAAAAUAGCAGAGCACCGUUUCUUCCGCCGGAGUGUCAUUUGCGACUCCAACGCCACAGCUUUGGAUCUGCCCAGCAAGGCGGCUGUUAUACUCACCUCACCUCCAGACUGUGAAGGGCCUCCCACCUUCUUAUCACCACAGCCCUCAGGUUCUGGACCUGGGGUUUGUGAUGCCGAAGGUGGCAAGGUCCCAAGAUAUGUGCAAAGCUCGGCCCUUCAGCCUGGUGUUGGGCUCAGUGGGCCUGUCGCAGAGGGGCACAUAGCAAAUGCUGAGGAAGUUUUCAGUGAGGGCAGUAUCACUGUUGCUGAUCCCAAAAGUAGUACUGCUAAAGAACAUGGUGCAGAUGGGGCGGUAAAAGAGCCCAGCCCGACAGUAUUGGAUGUUACCGACAGAACUGCAGGCAAACAGCCUGAUGUCACAUUGCGUCCCAGAGGCUUGGAGGACACGCAACAAGUGGCAAAAGAUAGAAAAGCGAUAGAACACGUGGACGGGGGUUGUGUUAGUAGUCCAAAUGACGAGAAAGAGAGGGAGACGGAGGAGGAGAAGGGGCUAGCCAAAGCACGGGCAGAGCAGAGGGAGGCCGAAAAACGAGUGCAAGAGGAUAUAGAGGAGGCGGAGACAAAAGCUGUGGGGACCUCACCAGAUGGGCGCUUCCUAAAAUUUGACAUUGAGAUUGGAAGAGGGUCCUUUAAGACUGUGUACAAGGGCCUGGAUACGGAGACGACAGUGGAGGUGGCGUGGUGUGAACUCCAGGAUCGCAAGCUGUCCAAGUCAGAGCGCCAGCGCUUCAAAGAGGAGGCCGGGAUGUUAAAGGGUCUCCAGCAUCCUAACAUUGUCCGCUUCUAUGACUCCUGGGAGGGACCAUGCAAAGGAAAGAAAUGUAUUGUUCUGGUCACGGAACUCAUGACAUCUGGCACGCUUAAAACUUACCUGAAGCGUUUCAAGGUGAUGAAAAUCAAGGUCCUGCGUUCGUGGUGCAGACAGAUCCUCAAAGGCCUUCACUUCCUGCACACCAGAGCCCCGCCCAUCAUUCACAGGGACCUGAAGUGCGACAAUAUCUUCAUCACGGGGCCCACGGGCUCAGUAAAGAUAGGGGACCUGGGUUUGGCCACGCUAAAGAGAGCCUCUUUUGCCAAGAGUGUCAUAGGAACCCCAGAGUUUAUGGCUCCAGAGAUGUAUGAGGAGAAGUAUGAUGAAUCCGUCGAUGUCUACGCCUUCGGGAUGUGUAUGCUGGAGAUGGCUACCUCAGAGUACCCCUACUCCGAGUGUCAAAACGCUGCCCAGAUCUACAGGCGGGUUACUAGCGGAGUGAAGCCUGGCAGUUUUGAUAAGGUAGCCAUUCCUGAGGUGAAGGAAAUUAUAGAGGGCUGCAUCCGAACAAACAAGGAUGAGAGGUAUGCUAUAAAGAUCCUGUUGAACCAUGCGUUCUUCCAGGAGGACACGGGGGUCAGGGUUGAACUGGCAGAAGAGGAUGAUGGGGAAAUGAUUUCCAUCAAACUCUGGCUAAGGAUAGAAGACGUCAAGAAGCUCAAAGGCAAAUACAAAGACAACGAAGCCAUCGAGUUCUCCUUUGACCUGAACAAGGACGUCACUGAAGAUGUGGCCCAAGAAAUGGUUGAGUCUGGCUAUGUGGCCGAGGCUGACCAUAAGACCAUGGCCAAGGCUAUCAAGGACCGUGUGUCUCUGAUCCGGAGGAAAAGAGAGCAGAGACGGCUGGUACGAGAGGAACAGGAGAAGAGAAAACUAGAGACUGAGCAACAACAGCAGCUACAGCAGCAACAACAACAACAACAACAGCAACAACAACAACAACAGCAACAACAACAGCAGCAGCAGCAGCAACAACAGGAGACACACAAACCUUCACACACACAGGCUGAAGCAGAGGAGACUGAAGUGGAGCAACAGCAGCUUCACUAUCAGCAGACCGGCAUCUCACACACAUCUGAAGGAGGUCUGGACAGCGGCCAGGGUUCCUCGGUUUUUUCCUCAGACUCCCCCCACCUGGGUCAGCUGACCAUGUCUUACAGCUGCCAGAUUGUUUGAACAUGAACUCCCCAGCCACCCACCCCCUACUCAACCUCCCCCUCUGCAAACCCACAGCAGCACCCAGGCUACGCCCAGCCGCCGCAGCCAAUGCAGCAUUCAAUGCCGCACCCCUACAGUGGAGGAGGGAGCACAGGAGGAGGAGGAGCAGGAGGGAGCGUUCCCCUCCAAACUCUCCCAGACCCCCCUACUAUGUUCUUCCCCUCCAUCCCUGAGCGCCCCAUUUCCUUCUCGCCUCCUCCCACUGGGCCUCCUAAAGCCUACAACACUCAGAGACGCAAGAGCACGUCCAUUCUCGAAGCACACACCAGACACUUCCAGCCUGCCUACCCUCGCUAUGGGAGCAGCCUGCAUCCUUUUUCUGGGAUGGAGGGCGUUGAGACCCCCUCUCUCUUCAUGGUGAAUCCCGGUUUUGCAGCAGCUGCUCAAAGACUUGGUGUCGGGGAGCCACUGCAUCUCCAAGGACAAUCUGACCCAAGUUUGUACGGCUAUAAAGACAUGAGAGCUGAGCACGAGGAAGCAGUAAGGAGAUUAAGUCUAAAUCAAGCUGCCUUAUUGGACCAUUAUGAAGCAAUGGCGUAUGGAGGAUACCCAAUGACUGCACACCAGCUUGGCCACUUGAGUUUCCAUCAGCAGAGGCAAGCAGCAGCUGCAGCCGCGAGUUUAGGUUUUGAUCCCGGUCCUCCACCUCAACCAGGAUUCUUGCACACACACCUCAUUCAAAGAAUGAGUGCACACAGCCCAAUCCCACCCAUGAGUGCGCCCACUGGUGGCUCCUCUUCAUCAUCUGAUGGAUGCUAUCCUCCACAACAGCAUAUGUCCUCUUCUGCUUUCCCAAUCUCUGCACCUCCGGUAAUGGCUGAAGCCCCACCACAAACUGGAGGUGUCUUUGAGUUCCAUUUAGCUGCAGCUGCCGCCGCUGCAGCUGCUGCUGGAGACCCAAACCUCCUGGCAUCUAGACUUUACCGAGCCCGAAGGAGCUCCAUGGACCUUCCUCUAGAGGACAACACUGGAACUGCAUCAGGUGGUUCAGGCACGUAUAGCCGUCUCCAGCCGGUGACAGAAGAGCUGUAUGCAUACGUCAGUCCUGAGCUCCCUUUACCUCCAGGAAGUCUUCUUCUCCACCACAUAAGUGCAGUCACAAAAGACAGAAGCCCAGAACCUUCUAGUGACUCUAUGGCGUCCUCUGACACCGGGGAGUUCCAGUCACCUCCUCCUCCACCUCUCGCCCCCCCCUUUGACUCCUCAGCUGCUCAAUCCAUCCCUCAGUCAUCCUCAGCUGCGCUCUACGAUUCAGCUGGAGGGGCGUUCCCCAUAGAUCCCCAGGGACACCCACCCUCCAUGCAGAGCUUCCUCCCCACCACUCCAUCCGCUGAGCUUGGGGGAGCUUCAUCGACCCAGCUGGAGUCUCUGAUCCAGGGUGCCUGGGCUCGGCAUGGAGGGGUGGUACCGGCCCAACCUGAUAUGACAUACCAUGAGUCAUUACUGGCCAUGCAGGCUGCUAACCCCACUCUGCAGCAGGUUCAGGCUCCCACCCCUCAGCCUACUCCGGGACCCCCUCUGGUUCCUGCCACCACCCAGCCUGCUCCCCCUGGGACCUCCCAACAGGUUGUUUCGUCCAGUCACAGUAUUACAUCAGUUCAGAGCCCCACACACACACCUCUGCCGCAGGUGUCGUCACAACCCAGUGUAACGCCGUCUACCGUUUCCUUGGUGACCCUGCCCUCUUCUUCGCCGUCCCUCCCUGUUACUGUGCCGGCAGCAGCCGUUGCCUCCCCUCCCUCCUCUCUGCCUCUCCCUGUUGGGGUGGUGCCUACUAUUGUUUCCCCACCUCCUCUUCCUCCUCCUCCUGCUCGUGCGCCCACACCUGUGCCUCAGCCAUUGGCCACCGAGGUGCCAAUCAUCAGUGUAGUCACCGCCCCACCUGAUAAUGUGAUGGAAACACUGCCCCAGUCUGCCUCUCAGUCUUCAGAGCUGUCCCAGUCCCAACUGCACCCACCUCAAGUUCUCUCAUCCAUAGAGAGUGGCCACUCUGAGAUGUCAGGUCUGAGCGACGGCAACGAGGGAGGAGGAGGUCGCCAUGAAGGGCGCUCUACCAAGCGACAUCAGAAACGCUCUGUGCGAAGUCGCUCGCGCCAUGAGAAAAUCUCCAAGGCGAAACUCAAUGUCCUCAAUAUAUCCAACCUAGGAGACAGAGUAGCAGAGUGUCAGCUGGAGACCCACAACAGAAAGAUGGUGACUUUCAGGUUUGACUUGGAUGGAGACAACCCAGAGGAGAUUGCCCAGAUCAUGGUCCAGAGUGAGUUCAUCCUGGAGAGUGAGAGGGAGUCGUUCAUUGAGCAAGUCAGAGAGGUGAUAGAGAACGCAGACCAGAAGGGUCUGGAGAGAGACGCAAACAGCCAGAUGGCAGGUGAUAUGGCGCAGCAGAUUCCUGCUAUAUCUGUCCCCAUGCCAGACAUCCCUUCCAGUGCAACAGCACAAGUGGUCCAUUCAGCAGGUCGGAGGUUCAUCGUCAGCCCCGUACCUGAAGCCCGGCUGAAGGAACAAAUGUUUCCCACAUCUGCCUCUCCUGCCCCUGCAUCUCCUGCUGACACAGUUGCUCCAUCUUCAGCUCCAGCUCCAUCCCAGCCUCCAAGCCAAGGUGUUGCGUUGUCGCAGUCUGCUGGAGCCAUCAGCUUACAACAAGCCUUCUCCGAGCUCAAACAGAACCAGACUCAGCUUGAUCCCGGACCCAGCACCGCCCCAGCUGCUAUCCACUCCACCCAUCCUCCUCUGCAGCCUGCAGCAGCUUCUGUACCCUCACAGUCCAGCACAGUCACUCCUACUGUGGAUCCUACUGCUGGGCUUGUUCCUUCUAAUUUAAACCAGGCGCAGGUCAUAGAUGCUUCUCUUUCUCCCCCUUCCUCCUCCACCACCCCUUCCUCUGUGCCUGUUGUCUGUCUCAGCCCUCCUUGCUCCUCCUCCCCUCCUCCUACUGUGGUGAACCAGUCCAUCCUUCAGUCACAGGUACCUCUGCAGGCAGUGUCCCAACCCCAGGGACAGAUGCAGGUCCAGGGGCAAGCACAAAUCCAGCCCCAGGCUUUCACCCAGCCUCAGGCUCAAACUGUCUCUGCUGUCAUUGCUACUUCAGUUCCCUCCACUUUACCAACUGCCAGCAUCCCUCCAACAAUGCUCGCCUCCCCUCCUCCCUCCCAGACUCUUCCCCUUGUAUCCUCCCCUCCCUCCUCUGCCCUUCCAGCCAGUGAAGUCUCCUCCGAUCAUCUUUCAGUCUCUCCUUCCUCCUCCACUUCCACCCUCUCCUCAGUUAUCCCCACUACUGCCAUCCCAGGCCCCCAGCUCGCUCCCUCCACUGCUGGAUCCCACCCCACUCCCCCUCUUGCCUCCUCCUCUCCUGCUGUGGGGCUCCAGACAGUGACCACCAAUGUUCCUUCAGUCCAACCCACCUUGGUCCACUCCCAGCCGCAGACGGCAGCCCUGCCCGGGCAGACGCACACACACUGUGGGGAAUGUGAUGCAAGGUGUGAAGCAUACACUGAGUCCCAAGGCAAACCGGACGACAUCCAAGCUCUGGAGAAGAAGCUGCGGUCUCUCUUCAUGGAUCUCGGUGGAGGGGUGUCGUCCACCCAGGGAGACAUCAUAACUGCUGACCCUGCCUCUGGACCCUCCGUCGCAGGUACCUCAUCCCCACUGGGCCCCGGCUCUACCUCCAGCACAUCUGUCACCACACCUGGCUCCAGCCAGCCAGCCAAUCCUCCUCAGCCCCCCUCCAGCCUGUCACUGGGGUCACCUGCUCCAGUCCAGGGCCCUGGAACACCGAUCUCCACCCCUGCUCCCAUUGUUUCUUCAGUCAUCCCUGCUUCAUCCUUCAGCCAGAGCACUCCAUCCAAAACGCCUUUAUCCAGGGUACCGGCCAGUUCUCCUCCUUCAGAACUCCUGCCGUCCUUCCCUGGACCUUGUCUAAUACAGUCCCAGCAGCCUUUAGAGGACCUUGAUGCUCAGUUGAGGAGAGCACUGAGCCCAGAGACAGUUCCUGUCAGCACACACACACAGGCCUCUCACGGUGGCAUAUCGUCAGCGGGACAACCAAUUCCCUUCUCUCUGGAGGAAGCAACUCCUCCUCCUCAUCCUUCAGGUGGAAUUAAACUGGGAAGAUUUCAGGUCUCAUUGGCUGCUGAAGCACCUCCUGUCCAACGUCCAGCCUGCACCGAAUCAUCCUCAACCACCACCUCCUCCUCCUCCUCGUCUUCCUCCUCCUCGUCCUCCUCCACUCUCUCCAGCCCAGAGAACACACUGCACAAGGACUCCUCUUCUCCUCUGAAAGGGGGAAAAGGAGGAGAUGUUGUGGAUGGACUCCCACAACGGACUCUUGGAGCGCCUCACCAAGCCUCCCCCUUCACCUCACCCUGCCCCUCUCCUAAACCUACUACAACCAUCGGACGCUUCCAGGUUACCACCAACCCGGAGGCUCGUGUCGGCAGAUUCUCAGUCAGUCGUGCCCAGGAGCAGAGCCUCGAGCCCAAGCAGACCCUUCCACCCGCCGCCGCCCAGGCUGCUAAUGGACCCAGUAAUCCUGUGCAGAUUUUGAGUCCAGACUCCACUCAUAAAGCCUCGCUGCCGAGUCUAAACAACAACUCCUUCAAUAACUCCUACAUCAGCAGUGACAAUGACUCCGAAUUUGAGGAUGAAGACUUCAAACGGGAAGUCAGCCACCUCAGAGAAAAGCACAUGCGUGAGAUUCAGGCCCUGCACUCCCGCCAGAAGGAGGAAAUAGAGAGUCUCUUUACCAGGCUGGGGAAGGUUCCUCCAGCUGCAGUGCUCCCUCCAGUGAUAGGCUUGACCGGCAGGAGGCGACGACCUACCAAAAGCAAAUCCUCCAAAUCAUCCAGAACCAGCUCCACUCACAGCAGCAAGAGUCCAUUACAGCCAGGCAGCACUUUAUCCGCCCAGAGCGUCCCCACCAUGUUCCCCGGUCAGCUGGCUCUGUUAGCACCGGGAGGAUUAGCAGAUUCGGGCAGCAGCACUCUGCUCCAGCCACUCAAACCCUCUCCCUCCAGCAACAACCUGUGUUCGGCCUACACCAGCGAGGCGGCGCUCUCUGUGCCCAGCCUGUGUGCUCCCACCCCAGGGACUAACAGCACCAAUGCCGUGAGUGGUUCAGGCGGUUUGGGUCAGAGCCAGGGGGGUUCUCAGUGUCUGCCCCCCAACAUGUCCGCCCCCCACCAGAGGAAAGGAACCUUCACCGAUGACCUCCAUAAACUGGUGGACAAUUGGGCCAGAGAUGCCAUGAACCUCUCACAGGGGAAGAGGAGUGCCAAACAGCUGCAGCAGGCCCCAGUACAAGGACAUAGCUAUGAGGUUAUCCAGUCAGCCAGUAUGAGCAGGAAGUACUCUGCUCCCAGCCAGCUGUGUCCCAGCAGCAUCGGAGGUUCAGCCCACCUCCCUACAAACUCCACCACCGCUACCUCUCUGGCUGCCCGCAAGGGUUCCCUGUGCCACCCCCCUGCCACCUCCACUCCGCCUCAGUCCCAGCCUCCCCAGUUCAUCCCCUACACCCCCACCGCUGCCUACAGCGCACAAUGGUCCGGUCCGGCUCACGGCCUGUCAACCCCACACCAGGCCCCAGCACAGCCUGGUCCUCUACUGGUCAGCACCUCCCAGCCCCUGGGCCCCUACCCCACCACGGUCGGUGGACAGGGCCAGAUUCCCGGGCAGGGGCCGCUCCAGUCUUUCCAUCUGACCAACUCUCUCCAGAAGUCGGUCAGCAACCCAGGAGGACCCAACCUGCGGACCACGUAGGGCUGGGGGUGAGGGCUGAUUGAAAUCACAGCCCGACUGGCCUGAUCUGGUUUGGGACAAAGUGUUACGGGCUCGAUCGGCUGGAGAGGACAGAAGAACUGGAGAGUGAGGAGUUUGAAAUGACAGAAUCUGUUCAAGAGGAGCAAAGAGAGGAAAGGAGGAGGAGUGAAGAAAUCAGGAAUGCGAUGUGGCAACAUCUCCACAGUUUGUGUGAUGCACCUCGCCUCAUCUAUGUGUGUGAGAAGCCGUCACAGAUACAAAGGCAGUCACACAAUCUCCCUCUCUGUUGUGUUCGACUGUGGGCUGUGACAGCCGGUCAAAUGCUCGAGGAUACAGAAAAAGACUCCUGAGUGCAAUGUGAAAAGGCCAAAGAGGUUUUGACAGGGUGUGGGAUUGGUGUUAGUAGCUGUUUGUGUGUGAGGUGUUGUGUAUGCGCACUUAUGGCUUGGUCACUCUCGCUCCAUUUCAUGCUUUAAAUUGAGUGAACAAGUCUUUACAAGGCAGGUCACACAAUCAACCUUGUGAGACAGCGGAGGAGAAACUUAACAUCAGGUUGAGGGGGAUGAAUGUGGUGGCCAGCUUCAACAAAUUUGUGUCCUCACAGCACCUCAUAAAAGCUUCUAACACUGUAAUUGCUUAGAAUAUUUUAGCUCUCAGGCUGAGUAUUAGGAAAUCUUAAGCUCUCAAAGAAGAUAGACACAUACACCAAUGCAGUUUUUCCAAAUUUAAUACAUCUAUAAAGAGGUAGCUGGUGGAUAUAGAGGGGAACAUGGCUGGUCAUCACAUUAAGGUCAUCUUUCUUUUCUGAAAUCAAGCAGCAGCCGUGUUUUUCCGCCAGCAGUUUGCGUCCCUGAAAGGAGCAGUGUGUAGGAUUUGGUGGCAUCUGGCGAUGAGGAUUGCAGCUGCAAACAGCUCAAACUUCUCCCAUGCGCCAAGCAUUAACUCCUAGUCUGAAUUCCUUCCCGGUUCAUUGUUCAGGAGAUUUUUUUCAGCAAGCACCGAAUAAUCUGCAGAGGUCUCUUCCUCUCCAAAACACCGGUGAUUUAAACAGGUGAACACUGAAUACAGCAGUUUGGCUUUACAAAUCAGUGAUUUGCAGAUGCUAUUCAGCAUGUCAAAGCCGAGCACCUGCUAGUAUGAGCUCACCUUUUUUUCUCUGAUAACUUAAGAUUAUUAUAACAUUCAGGAGGUUUUCACUGGCAGCUGAAUUACACGCAGCGGUCUUUUCCUCUCCAAAACAAGCAGGCAGAGUAAUUUAAACUGGUAAAAACACUGAAUAAAGCAGUUUCACCUUAUAAAUCAGUGUUUUUCCAAUGUUAUUUGGCUCCUGGUGGACAGGCUGUUAACCACGGCGGCCAACACAAAAACAUGAAUGGCCCUGUUUGGAGUCAGUGUUUGGUGUGUCCGUUCUGGGCUACUGUAGAAACAUGGCGGACUCUGUGGACGAGGAGCCACUCCCUAUAUACACAUAAACGGCUCAUUCCUAACUCAUAAAACCACAACAAUUCUUACUUUCAGGUGAUUAUACACUAAAGAAAGCAUACUUAUUAUAAUGAACUCAAUUUCUGCCAAUAUAUCCCCCUAAAUCCUGCACACUGGACCUUUAAAUGUAUGCUUGAAAGCAAGGAUGCACACAGUUAAAGGCUUUGACAUCAGAUGAGAGCAGAAAUUUGAAUUCAGGAAGUUGUUUUGCUUCAGUAUUCAGAAUUUCGAAUAUUUUCCUCGACCAUUCAAAGCACAAAAAAAAAAGAACAAAUUAAACGCACAUUGAGAAUUUUGAGCGUCUGGAGCUGAGCUGACCCCUAGCCUGGUUUAGAGUACAGCAGUAGCACUUAUUGGGGUUUUGACUCGUCAGCUUGAGAAAACUCGUGACAGCUGCUCCUCCGUUACCUUCUGUGUCUUGUUCCUCCCUUGUUCUGACAAACCAUUCAAACAGAUGGAGAGAGAUGGAGGAAAGAAAGUGGAUGAAGAGGGAGAGCGAGUGAGUGUUUGUGUUAGAUAACAGUCAAACACCUCAUCUGUUUCCCGUUCCACUGCUUACUUUAGGAGCAUACUGGCUGCGUGCGGCAUCAAUAAAGCACUGGAAGGACAGGACAGAUGCCUCUGCACACCAGACGCCUCUUCACCGUCACGACUCCACCUCUUCCUCCAUCCCUCUCUCCGCCUCUCUGUUGCCAUUUGAAGCAAUAACAGCAGGAACCUUUCAGAGAAAAAAAAAGCCCAAACAUGAGAGAACUCAGUGUGAAAAAAGUGGCCUUGUUAUCAGAAUAAUAUCAGAGUCCCUGUACAGUUUGUGUUUAUUUUUUAGAAUGUCAGCCAUGAUGAUUCCAUUUUGUUGUUUAUUUUGUUUUUGUUGGGUUUGUUUUGCUCGCUGCCCCCAGCCAGCAAUCUGACACACACAAACACACACACACACAAUGCAUGAGACAUUCAUACAAACACACACAUCUACAAACACACAGUCAUGUAAAUACACACACAUUGUUGGAGGCGUAGCAGCCGUUUAACACACAGACUAAUGCCUCAGUUCUUAGUGUCAUCAGUAGGUUGGGUUUCAACGUUUGCGUUGAAAUAAUUGCAAUGUACAUUAAUUAUUGUUGUUAAUGAUUAUUAUUCUAUUUAAAAAGAAACAAAAACAAAAACGUGUUCUGUCGAUGGACCUGUUAUACGCGCACAUCGGUGUACGAUGUGGAAACACUGUGAUUAUUGUUGUUUAUUAUUAGCAAAUGUUGUUGGACAACAUGAGUUUUAGGGUGAAACGUCAUGAAUGAAAAAAACAGAAGCAUACAGAGAGCGGUUUGGGGGCCUUUCACUUUCAAUUCACUGAUCUCAGCAAGUGGAUUCUCAUCAAAAUGUGAAAAUUAAGAUCACGUCUUUUUAAAUAAUGAUCCUCGCAUCCAGAUACUGAGGACACAAUCCAAAAUAAAUGCCUUACAGACAGCUGAUCAACAGCAGUUCCUUUUUUUAAACUGAUUGAAUUGAAAGUCGAAAUUGACCUCCAAGCCUGAUUAUAAAGACAAACCGGAGUGAACGGCAGGAUAGUUGAUAUUUAGAUAAUAAAGUAAUGCUAGCUAUUUUUUUUUCUUAAUACAGUACUUAUAUAUCAGACACUUUAAAUAGCCCUCCUCUUCCCUUUCUCCCCUGGUUUUGUUAGAUGAAUGUGAAUGUAUAAACCAAUGGUGUCCAUUUUAAUGUA